Austrofundulus limnaeus is the source of this 1270-nucleotide messenger RNA. RefSeq names its product crystallin, mu (gene crym). Gene Ontology annotation, biological process: thyroid hormone metabolic process. Lineage: Eukaryota; Metazoa; Chordata; Actinopteri; Cyprinodontiformes; Rivulidae. The record is from RefSeq and is a predicted model, not a curated record. The transcript has 8 exons. Gene Ontology annotation, molecular function: thyroid hormone binding. Bases 48 to 989 code for a protein of 313 amino acids. Gene Ontology annotation, cellular component: cytoplasm.
GGACGCACUGCUCCAUUUUUCUGCUCAGACUGUCAGGAACAGAAGGCAUGGCCGAACCUCCUGUUGUCAUAUGGGAGCAGGAGGUCGCACAYCUCCUACGGUGCAAAGACCUUAUUCCCCGUCUGGAAGACGCCUUGGGGAAGUUUUCCAGGCGGGACAGUUCGGAAGUGAUCCAGCCUGUGAGAACCGCGGUGCCACUGCAGAAACACAGAGGGUUCAUGGGGUUGAUGCCUACAUACAUGGAGAAAGAUGGKGUCCUGUCCACAAAGUUUGCAUGUUUCUACAAAAGAGAGGAGGGCUCUAGUUUGCCAUCUGUUCAAGCCACUGUGGUGCUGCUGGAUCCAGAAUAUGGCAACGUGAAGGCUGUCAUGGAUGGAGAGGUCAUCACAGCCAUGAGGACCGCUGCAGUCUCAGCUAUCUCUGCUAAGCUGCUGAUGUGCCCCGGAGCAGAUGUUUUGGCCAUCCUGGGGACUGGCAAACAGGCUCUGAGUCAUUACCGUGUCUUUACUGAAAUGUUUUCAUUUAAAGAGGUUCGCGUUUGGAGCCGGACAAACCAGGGAGUGGAGAGGUUUCGGCGCUCAGUGGGAGGCGCUGUGAAGGGAUGCAGCUCGGUGGAGGAGGCGGUGAGGGGAGCAGAUGUCAUAGUGACCGUAACUGGGUCGACUGAGCCGGUUCUGUUCGGUCAGUGGGUCAAACCAGCUGCUCACGUAGCCGCGGUGGGAGCCUGCAGGCCGGACUGGCGGGAACUGGAUGACGUGCUGAUGAAGGAGGCUGUGGUUUACGUCGACAGCAGGGAAGGAGCGAUGACAGAGUCUGGUGAUGUCAUCCUCUCUGGGGUCGAGGUGUUUGCAGAGCUCGGAGAUGUUAUUAACGGGACAAAAGCUGCUUACAGAGAGAAGAUAACUGUGUUCAAAUCUCUUGGAAUGGGAGUAGAGGAUGCGGUGUCUGCUAAGCUGGUGUUUGACCAAUGGACAGCCCAGAYAGGUUGACUCUAUCUUUGUUUCUGAUUCCUCACAGAAUCACACAAGAUGAUCAAGACUAAUACAACAUGGACACUAUCUGACAACCUGAAAAUCCCACCACUGAGUUUGUGUUUGCAGCAUCUCCACUGUUACAAAUUUACCUCUUUAUUGAUUUAUUUUCACUGGAAUUUUAGGUUUUAUUGUUGUUUUCACRUAAUGCAAAAUGCAAACAACUGAAUGAAUGUGUUACAUGGAAAUGAAGAUGCYUUUGAAUCAAGAGUACAAUAUAUAAAGUAAAAAUAGCUUUA